ACCAGCCCCGCUGAAACCACAUGAAAUGGGACGGCUUAGACUUGAGCAACGUCGUGGUGUAGAGAUCAUGGAUGUGAAUAUUUGUCCUAUUUUUGGUACAACUGUUUCCCUAGUGAGGAACGAGGCUGGAACCUACAUUGCAACUGACGGUUGUGAGUUUAAAUAUUUGAAUCCAAGAGCAGCACGGAUUCUCAGAAGAUCAGGAAUACCCCAAAAGCCCAGCACCGAGGAGAGGGACAAGAUCUAUGAAAUUAGUGACAAUAUUUUUGCUGUGCCAAGUGGAUGUGGAGGUUGGUUCAAUAAAAUCAUCUACAGAAUGAGCAAUAAAGAUGACCUCAGAAUAUAUCGUAAAGCUAUUGGUAAAGGUGAUGGCAUUCCUCUUACAGCCAAAGAAUGUGCAGAUUACGCGAAACAUCUUUUUGAAAUGCCGUACGAAAAGCUUCCUAGUGAUAUGAAACAGGGUCCUGUUGGAUUUGACUUGAGUCACUACAAGAAAGCAUGGCUUAGGCAACUAAAAUGUUAGCGAG
This is a messenger RNA of Papaver somniferum (opium poppy), 527 nucleotides long. RefSeq lists its product as uncharacterized. The transcript is spliced from 2 exons. Lineage: Eukaryota; Viridiplantae; Streptophyta; Magnoliopsida; Ranunculales; Papaveraceae. The coding region runs from base 26 to 523 and encodes 165 amino acids. The record is from RefSeq and is a predicted model, not a curated record.